Anopheles merus is the source of this 1188-nucleotide messenger RNA. Its product is annotated as pancreatic lipase-related protein 3-like. Gene Ontology annotation, biological process: lipid metabolic process. The record is from RefSeq and is a predicted model, not a curated record. The transcript is spliced from 3 exons. The coding region runs from base 90 to 1175 and encodes 361 amino acids. Gene Ontology annotation, molecular function: lipase activity. NCBI's taxonomy places the organism in Eukaryota, Metazoa, Arthropoda, Insecta, Diptera, Culicidae.
UAACAUUCUUUAGUUUCCACUCUCUUGUCGGUGCAGUCACAGCUACAACUCACCGUAGUGUUCAGUUGGGAAGACUAAGCUCCGCAAGCAUGCUGCCUAAAUCAAGCUACUUUUUAAUAUUUAUACUGUUAAUCAUAUUUUUUGCGGGGCUGCUUCCAAACAAACGCCGACCGAUCCUUUACAAUCGGCUCACGUUCAACUACACUGAAGAAAGUUCUUCUUGGUAUUGUGACGAUGUGUUCUUCAACGUGCUGAAAAAGCACAUCAAUGCCUACGGCGGUGCAGAGAUCACCAAAGAGCACAGCUUCUGGCAGGAGUUGAGCUCUGCCGAACCGGCCAACAUCAGCUUCCAUCUAUUUACGCGACAAAACCCUACCAUCAGCCAGCGAUUAGUGCCGACGGUGCAGUCGGUCGAGAGUUCCUUCUUCAACGGCUCGCGCCCAACGCGGGUGAUCGUGCAUGGAUUCUGCAACUGCCAGCAUUCGGAUUUUUGCCAAAGCGUGAAAGAUGCGCUGCUGUAUGCGAACGACGUUAACAUUAUCUCGAUCGACUGGAGCGACACGGCGGGACUGUUAGACUACAUUCUGCUUAGAUUGCGGCUAGAUCAGGUUGCUGCAUCUUUGGCUGGCUUUGUCGACUUUCUGCACAACACUACCAACCUUGAUCUAAGUCAGCUGCAUCUGGUUGGUCACAGCCUUGGAGCGCACCUAGCCGGGCUGAGCGGGAAACGAGUCACAAGCGGGCGGGUAGGCGCUAUCAUUGGACUUGAUCCCGCUGGACCCCUUUUCUCCAGCCGGGACCCCAAGAGUCGUUUGGAUGGCACGGAUGCAGCGUACGUGGAAGUGAUCCACACGAACGGCGGUGCACUGGGCAUGUACGAUCCGAUCGGUACAGCUGAUUUUUACCCGAAUGGCGGCAAACACCAGCCCGGUUGUCUGCCGUGGAUAUUCGGAAUGUCCUGUUCACAUGGCCGCGCCUGGGAGCUGUAUGCCGAGUCCGUUUAUACACCGGUCGGGUUUAAGGCGGUACCGUGCGAUACCGUGCAGCAAAUCGAAGGCAGCGUAUGCCGCAUCGAUCUUCCAACGGUGGAUAUGGGAGGCGAACCCGUGAACAAAACAAAAUCUGGCCUGUUUGUCCUAUCGACCAACAGUCGUUUCCCGUACGCAAGAGGAUGAAAUAAAAAAACGA